GCCUCAUAAAUGGGUAAAAAUGCUGUAACCGAUGUUACACGAACUCCAAUAUUUUAUUUUCACCUACUGCUGAGUUAAGCUCCCUGUCUGAAUUUCACCCUCCGGCAAAUUCUCCGAUCAGUUUCACCGCAGCUAAAGGAUUGUUCGCUAUUUCUUUACCCUUGAGUAUCAUUUAUUCAAUUUUACCUGCAAAAGGCUCAAGGAAAGCACAGUUUUAUGCUUUUGUUGUGGCACAUAAGAGACAAUUGUCUAACUUUGCUCCCUCCAGUUUCACAUUAAAAUGUGUGAGUUACCAGAAUAUUCAGAUAGUGAAAAUUCUUCGAAGCCCGAAGGUGUGAGUGGAAUCAUGCCUAAAGUUGAAGAUCCAUAUUGUGAAUUUCCAUCUCUAUACACAUAUACAAGGCCUACAGGGGACAAUAUUGCAAGCUCAUCAGGCAGCAGUGUGAGAUCAUCUCUUCUGGCUAUGGGUUUCAAUGCAUCACUUGUUGACAAAGCAAUUGAGGAAAAUGGUGAAGACAACAUUGACUUGUUACUGGAGACUCUUGUUGCAAAUUCUGAUCCUCCUAGAGCAGAAUCGUCAGAUUCUCUGGAUAGCUUGUUUGGUGAUGAUGAGGACACAAACAGUUCUGCCAAGUAUGAUGGAGAUGUACAUAUAAAAGAGGAGCCUGAUCCUUGUGGUGGAGUUCAUGAUGACAAGAGAGCAUCUUUAUUAGCAAUGAGUUUCUCUUUGGACGAAGUCGAAUUUGCAAUCGGUAAACUUGGUGAAGCUGCUCCUGUCAACGAACUAGUUAAUCUAAUCUUUGCUGCUCGAAUCGCUCAAAAUUGUAAAAAAGAUGACGGUGAUGAUUCUGUUGUUGAGAUUAAAGAAUGGAUCAAGGAAUGCAGCACCGAGGCUAUGUUUAAGAUCAUGGAGAAGACGUUAAAAUUGCUUGAAAUGGGUUUCUCUGAGAAUGAAGUUUCUGCAGUUAUUGAGAAGUAUGGUUCUGAAGUUCCUCUUGAAGAGCUUGCAAAUUCAAUUAUAGAUCCUAGUAGUGGAAGAAUGGACAAGCAUCUCUUAAACUCUCUCAGCAGGAAUGGUUCAAUUGGAUUUCAUCCACUAGCUGUUAAGAAAGAGGAAUGUGAUGUGGAUACCUCUGAAUCUAGAGACCUUAACCUACUGGAAAAGCUUAAAGGGAAACGGCCAAAGGAGAACUAUAUUGAUGAGAUAAACACUUUAAAAAGACCGAAACCAGAGUAUGAUGAGGCCUUUGGCAGUUCUCUUGGCCCUGCAUGGCAAGAAAUGACCAGUAGAAACUUAGGGCCAUUCAAUACCACGAGGACUCCAGUUUCUCGAAGAGCAAUUCACCAAAGAUCAAGAGUGCUGGAUUGCCAAGAGACACCGAAAUUGUCUAUGCCCAAAUCAUGCAGGACCCUUGAUAAGGAGGUGGCUAAAGCUCCCUAUUUCUUUUAUGGGAAUGUAAUGAACUUAUCUCAUGACUCUUGGGUAAGAAUCUCUCAGUUUUUGCAUGCCAUUGAGCCAGAAUUUGUUAAUACUCAACUUUUCUCAGCUCUGAGUCGUAAAGAAGGUUAUGUACAUAAUCUUCCUACUGAAAAUCGAUUUCACAUUGUUCCAAAACCACCAUUGACGAUUCAAGAAGUGGUUCCUAAUAGCAAAAAAUGGUGGCCACCAUGGGAUACUAGGCAACACUUGAGCUGCAUCAAUUCUGAGACAUCUUGUGUAUCUCAGCUAUGUGAUAGACUUGAAAGAACAGUUAGUGAUUCCCAGGGGUUUCCCGCGAUUGACAGACAAAGAGAUAUCCUCCACCAUUGCCAGAUAUUGAAUCUAGUCUGGGUUGGCCGCUACAAAUUGGCUCCUGUAGCGCCAGAACAAAUAGAACGCAUUCUUGGCUACCCAGAAAGUCAUACUCGAAAUGCUGGGUUUAGCCUGAUGGAAAGACUUCUAUCGCUGAAACAUUGCUUCCAGAUAGAUACAUUGGCUUAUCAUCUGUCUGUAUUGAAGUCUCUGUACCCUGGAGGAUUGACAGUUUUGUCGAUCUUUACUGGAACUGGUGGAGCUGAAAUUGCAUUGCAUCGCCUUGGAAUUCGCUUAAAAGUAGUUGUCUCCGUAGAGGCUUCUGAGAAAAACCGGAGAAUUCUCAAGCAAUGGUGGAGUAGUUCGGGACAAACAGGAGAACUUGUGCAGAUUGAAGACAUUCAGAAGCUGACCAGUAACAAGGUAGAGGUCUUGAUAAAGAAGUUUGGUGGUUUUGAUUUCAUCGUAUGUCAGAGUCCUUGCACAUACUCUUCUAAAGGUAAUUUAUUUGCAGAUACUGAUAGUCAUGCAAGUUUAGAUUUCAUGUUGUUUCACGAGUUUGUGCGUGUCCUACAACGUGUAAGAAAUGCAAUGGGACGGAAGUAGUGAGUUCCUUAGCUUUAUUCUGUAGGAACAUAUGGACUGAGCUUAAUAGUAUGUUGUCCUAGUUUAUGACUUCGAAGUUCUAAUAUAUGAAAGCUUAAAUGGAGAACGGUGACUAUUACAUUACUUAGUUUUCAGAUUAUCUAUUUUAGUA
Molecule: messenger RNA, 2549 nt
Organism: Nicotiana attenuata
Lineage: Eukaryota; Viridiplantae; Streptophyta; Magnoliopsida; Solanales; Solanaceae
Product: probable inactive DNA (cytosine-5)-methyltransferase DRM3
Exons: 11
Coding region: 281-2398 (705 amino acids)
Cellular component (GO): nucleus
Molecular function (GO): methyltransferase activity
Source: RefSeq, a predicted model, not a curated record